AUGUACCGACUUCUCACUCUUGUUCUCCUCCUAUUCAUCACAGGGUGUGUGGAAAAUAAAAAAUCGCCGUACCGAACGGAACGGAUCAACUUCAUUUACGAGAAAGCUUUGCAGCAUGUCACAGACAGACAAAAUUUAGCAAGACUUGAGGCAAAAUCACCCAGUUUUUUUUUUGAAAAAAAAAAAUUUUUCCAGAAAGAGCUUUCCGGAUAUGACGCGAUCUACUUGGCAUCGAAGUCAAAUCGUCAAGGAGCUCAAGGAACCAAAGAACUCGACAAAAUUGAUGAUAAAUUGGCAACGAUUCUCGAGAAGUAUGGAUUAGAGAAAGCAGUCAUGGCUUUCAAAGAGAAAUAUAAGCAUAAGAAUCUAAUGCAACAAACUGAUGAUAAUGAGCCACUUCCCAGUGACAAGUUCACCGACCAAAACCUGCAAAAACUUUGGAGCCAAGCACAAACCGGAAAAUUCUCUCAGAAAGAUCUUCAUUCUCUUCAUGGAGAGCUGAAGGAAGUUGAAAGAAAAAUGAGAAUUUAUGAAGAUCAACUUGAAGAUUUCAAGAAAGUUCCCCAUGAAAAUUCCAUUCAUCACGAUAUUGAGAAUAUUGGAGAGAAAACUAAAAAGUUGAAAGCGGCAAAUAGAGAAUACAACGAUCACCUCGAUGAGGUUCAUCGAAGAGUGACAAGUGAAGAAUACUCUCCAUUCAGUGAGCCGCGUGUCAAGAGAUUAUGGAAAUUGGCACAGGAGAAUGAGAAGCUGUCUCAACACGAGUUGAAUGUGCUGAAAGACGAAUUAUCCCAUUUUGAGAGCCAAUUGAAGAAAAUUGAGUUUCACAAGGAAGAAGUAUCUCGUCUCCAAGAGGAUGCCGAAGAACGUGGAAAAAGCAAAACUCAAGUCUACGAAAACUUGGAAUUGAGCAUCAAACAUGAGAAGCUGAAUCGAAAAGCGCGAAAACUGGAAAAGUACCUCGAAGAGAAGAUCAUCAUUCAUCGGGAGCUCUAG
Messenger RNA from Caenorhabditis briggsae, 996 nucleotides. NCBI's taxonomy places the organism in Eukaryota, Metazoa, Nematoda, Chromadorea, Rhabditida, Rhabditidae. Gene Ontology annotation, molecular function: heparin binding; receptor antagonist activity; low-density lipoprotein particle receptor binding. Bases 1 to 996 code for a protein of 331 amino acids. The transcript has 3 exons. Gene Ontology annotation, biological process: regulation of receptor-mediated endocytosis. Gene Ontology annotation, cellular component: endoplasmic reticulum; endomembrane system. The record is from RefSeq and is a predicted model, not a curated record.